Fusarium keratoplasticum is the source of this 2466-nucleotide messenger RNA. RefSeq lists its product as uncharacterized. Gene Ontology annotation, biological process: cell division. Gene Ontology annotation, molecular function: protein binding. NCBI's taxonomy places the organism in Eukaryota, Fungi, Ascomycota, Sordariomycetes, Hypocreales, Nectriaceae. The record is from RefSeq and is a predicted model, not a curated record. The transcript has 2 exons. The coding region runs from base 1 to 2466 and encodes 821 amino acids.
AUGGCGCCCACUCCGACGGCCAUCAGUGGCCUGAUACGACAGGUGAUACACUAUCAUCUCGACAAUGCCUCAUAUGAAAACGCCCUCUUCUUCGCCGAACGGUUGACCGCCCAGGACCCCAGGUCCAGCGAACCCACAUACCUCUAUGCGCUAUGUCAUCUGCGCCUCGGCGACUACCGGUCGGCAUACGACGUCAGUAAGCCCAUGGGCUACCGCGGUGUUCACUUUGGCUGCGCGUGGGUGUUCGCGCAAGCCUGCCUGGCCCUCGAGCGGUACAAGGAUGGCAUCACAGCGCUUGAGAAGUCGCGGAGUCUCUGGUCGUCGAAAAGCAGCCUUGGGAAGCAUAGCGCAACUACUCGAACGGCCCUUCCCGACGCAUCCGCAGUGCUGUGCUUGAUGGGUAAACUUAAUCGCGGCUAUGACGACAAGAAGAAGGCUAUCGGCUGCUUCGAGGAGGCGCUCAAGCUCAACCCCUUCAUGUGGGAUGCCUUUACAGCGCUCUGCGAAAUGGGCGUGACGGUUCGCGUGCCAAACAUCUUCAAGGUCAACGAUGCGCUUGUGCAGAGUUUCGACGUGGAGCCGAGCUCGUCGGUAGACUCGAGAGAAGGAUCAGUAUCAAACCCCCCAGAUGUUCCAACAAAGAAAUCGCAACGAGGCGUCGCGACGGAUGUAGGGAGCGACCCAUUCAAUCCCAGCAACUCUCCCACCAUUCAUGAGUUGACUAAUGGCGACUCUGUCAUGGAAGGCGAAAGAAGCGACUUUAUGUUAAAGAUUCACGAAGGCCGCAUGCGCUAUGCAACUUCAACCAACAACUCCGGCUUCGACGGGAUGGAGACUCCCCCAAACCAAGGAUUAUCAGAGGUUACAUCCUCUCGCGCUGUUCAACCACAUGAUGCGCCCCAAGCGCCUUCACGGAGGACGCGGAACACGCAUGCCAUGGAUCAAGGUCAUGACGCACCACCACGGAUGAACUACCGGUUAGGAUCAAGGCGAACGAGAGCGCAAGACAAAGGACAACAGGAACAGGCUGCUGAGGUUGUCAUGGCAGAUGCAUCUAACGGCGCCCCCUCGGCAUCUCUGCGGUCGUCCAUACCAGCAGCGGAGAGGAAGCGCACUGUAUCAGGACACCCAGCACGGGGCUCUGAGGAGCCCACGACGACUCGACGCAGCGCAAGACUGAACAUGUUCAGGCCAUCAUCCAAAGCAAACUCGGGCGCGGCCACGAUAGGAGCGUCGGCCGGUCGAGAAUUAAAGAAAGCUAGGCCCCCGAUCUCUCGAAUAAUGCGACCGGGAUCUAGCGGCUCCAGUGUCGGACGAGUCGUCAGCGGGAACCGCAAGCCUCUGGAAGACGCACACGCAGACGUCGACCACGGGGAACUGCCAAAGGUCAAGGAGGUGCCCCCCCAGCCGCCUGCGCCCAAGCCGGCGGAACUGGACACGCAAAGGAUCGAGGAAGGACUUAAGUGGAUACUCGACCUUACAAAGAAGCUCGCCAACGGCUACUACUCCUUGUCACAGUUCCAGUGUGCGGAGAGCGUACAAGCCCUGAUGUCGUUGCCUCUGGCGCAUCAAAAUACACCAUGGGUACUUGCGCAGAUGGGCCGGGCGCACUACGAGCAGGCUUCGUACGCCGACGCCGAAAAGUUCUUUAGGAAAAUGCGUGUCCAGGCCCCGUCCCGGCUUGAAGAUAUGGAGGUGUAUUCUACGAUUCUAUGGCAUCUGAAGCGGGAGACGGAUCUCUCAUUCCUUGCUCAUGAGCUGGUAGACUCAGCCUGGCUCUCACCGCAAGCUUGGUGCGCGCUUGGCAAUGCGUGGUCGCUCGCUCGCGACUAUGAGCAAGCAUUGAAGUGUUUCAAGAGGGCAACUCAGCUGGAUCCCAAGUUCGCCUAUGCUUUCACAUUGCAAGGACACGAACAUGUGGCCAACGAAGAGUAUGAUAAGGCCCUCACUGCAUACCGACAGGCGAUAUCAGCAGAUAGACGCCACUACAACGCUUACUACGGCAUUGGAAAGGUUCAGGAGCGCCUGGGAGCGCUCGAUAAGGCGUAUGCGCACUUCCACGCAGCUCAGAGUAUAAACCCCAACAAUGCGGUCCUGAUCUGCUGCAUCGGAACGGUGUUGGAGAAGCAGAAACAGAUAAUGCCUGCACUGCAAGCAUAUAGCAAAGCGGUAGAGCUCGCGCCGCGAGCUGCGCAGACCCGGUACAAGAAGGCUAGAGCAUUGCUCGCUGUAGGACAACUGGACGCUGCACAGAAGGAGUUGAUGGUGCUGAAAGACUUGGCACCUGAUGAGGCGACUGUUCACUUUCUUCUCGGCAAACUGUAUAGGAGCAUGGGCGAGAAGCAACUCUCAGUGCGGCACUUUACCAUUGCUCUUGCUUUGGACCCCAAGGCAAGCCAACAAAUUAAAGAAGCGAUUGAGAGUUUUGAAGAUGAUGUGGACAUGGACGACUCCAUGAUGGCAUGA